This is a messenger RNA of Ochotona princeps (American pika), 882 nucleotides long. It is a transcript of the gene CACNG2, whose product is annotated as calcium voltage-gated channel auxiliary subunit gamma 2. The transcript has 4 exons. Gene Ontology annotation, molecular function: channel regulator activity; voltage-gated calcium channel activity. Gene Ontology annotation, cellular component: postsynaptic density membrane; voltage-gated calcium channel complex; AMPA glutamate receptor complex. Gene Ontology annotation, biological process: positive regulation of synaptic transmission, glutamatergic; neurotransmitter receptor transport, postsynaptic endosome to lysosome; postsynaptic neurotransmitter receptor diffusion trapping. Bases 1 to 813 code for a protein of 270 amino acids. The record is from RefSeq and is a predicted model, not a curated record. Lineage: Eukaryota; Metazoa; Chordata; Mammalia; Lagomorpha; Ochotonidae.
AUGGUCCGUGCGUUUGCUCAGAGUGGAGCACUGUGCCUGAUGGAGUCGGGUGGGAACUUCAAAGGCCUAUGCAAGCAAAUCGACCACUUUCCUGAGGAUGCGGAUUACGAAGCUGACACGGCCGAAUAUUUCCUCCGGGCGGUGCGGGCCUCGAGCAUCUUCCCGAUACUGAGCGUGAUCCUGCUCUUCAUGGGCGGCCUGUGCGUGGCGGCCAGUGAGUUCUACAAGACGCGACACAACAUCAUCCUGAGUGCCGGCAUCUUCUUCGUGUCCGCAGGGCUGAGCAACAUCAUUGGCAUCAUCGUGUACAUAUCCGCCAACGCUGGGGACCCCUCCAAGAGCGACUCCAAGAAGAACAGCUACUCGUACGGCUGGUCCUUCUACUUCGGGGCCCUGUCCUUCAUCAUCGCCGAGAUGGUCGGGGUGCUGGCCGUGCACAUGUUUAUCGACCGGCACAAACAGCUGCGGGCCACAGCCCGCGCCACGGACUACCUCCAGGCCUCGGCCAUCACCCGCAUCCCCAGCUACCGCUACCGCUACCAGCGCCGCAGCCGCUCCAGCUCGCGCUCCACCGAGCCCUCCCACUCCAGGGACGCCUCGCCCGUGGGCAUCAAGGGCUUCAACACCCUGCCGUCCACGGAGAUUUCCAUGUACACCCUCAGCAGGGACCCCCUGAAGGCCGCCACCACGCCCACCGCCACCUACAACUCCGACAGGGACAACAGCUUCCUCCAGGUCCACAACUGUAUUCAGAAGGAGAACAAAGACUCGCUUCACUCCAACACAGCCAACCGCCGGACCACCCCCGUGUAAAGACCCCGGGGAAGCGCUGGCGGGCUGGGGGGCGGGGAGCCCUUCCCAAAGCAAAAAACAACAACAACA